Messenger RNA from Aureobasidium musti, 1677 nucleotides. The record is from the annotation of a GenBank genome assembly. NCBI's taxonomy places the organism in Eukaryota, Fungi, Ascomycota, Dothideomycetes, Dothideales, Saccotheciaceae.
AUGGUAGUGGCGGUGAAACGCGCGGUACUGCUUGCAUCCGCUGCCAUAUCGUUCUCGCUCAAAAGGUUCGCCCCCGAACGACUACUGCACGAGUCGUUAUGGCAAACAACAGCAGCUAUUUUCCUCAGUGUCAUUGCUGUGCGAUUUUUCUGGGCCUCUUUCGUCUAUCCGUUCUUCCUGUCUCCUUUGCGUCAUCUUCCUCAACCUAAACAGACGUCGCUUAUCUUUGGACAAUUCCUCAGAAUCAUCAAGGAACCCACUGGCAUCCCUCAACGAGAAUGGAUGGAAGAGAUCGAGAAUGAUGGUUUGAUCUACUACAGGGGUCUCUUCAACGUGGAGAGAGUGAUGGUCACCACACCAAAAGCACUCAGCGAAGCAGUAACCUUGAAAAGUUAUGACUUGAUCAAACCACCAUCUCUUAUCAAGGGACUGGCCCGGAUUCUUGGGUGGGGUGUUCUCUUAGCAGAAGGUCAGGAACAUAAGAUUCAACGUAAAAACUUGACGCCGGCCUUCAGCUAUCGUCAUAUCAAGGACUUAUAUCCUGUUUUCUGGGACCAAUCUCGAGAAUUGAUUUUGGGCAUUGACAAGGAAAUCGCAAGUAAGGCAAACGGAAAGCCCGCUGUGGACGCGAGAGACACUGGUCAUGAGAUCAAUGUUGAUGGCUGGACCUCUCGUGCUACCCUCGACAUCAUCGGCGUGGCUACAAUCGGAAAGUCAUUCGGCGCCAUAGAUGACCCCAACAGCAAGCUUUACCAGACUUACCAAAUACUGUUCAAACAGGAUUGGCAAAUACGCCUGGUUGGAAUCUUGAAUAUCAUCUUGCCCUUCUGGUUUGUCAGAGCGCUGCCGAUACCACGCAACAUCAAGAUCGAGAGGGAACGUUUGUACCUUAGCAAAGUCUGUUUCGAGAUGCUCGCAGACAAGAGGGAAAAAAUAUCUGCUGCGAAGCAGAAUAAUGUGUCCGACGAGACCGCUGGCGGAGUCGACAUUCUGAGUGUCGCAAUGCAAAGUGGAGCCUUUACUGAUCAUCAGAUUGUCGAUCAACUGCUCACCUUCCUUGCUGCCGGACAUGAGACUGUAUCGACAGCGAUGACAUGGGCUGCUUAUGUCCUCGGUAGAUUCCCCGAAGUACAGCANAAGCUGCGCGAAGAACUGCGUGCUUCGGAUCUUCCAGACAUCCGCGACACCAGUGCGCACAUAACUGCCGAACAAAUUGAGCAGCUACCUUACCUUCAUGCUGUGACCAACGAAAUUUUGCGGUUCUACUGUCCUGUGCCGGCGACCAUUCGCGUGGCUGCAAAAGAUGUCGUUCUCUCUGGACAGAUGAUUCCUGAGGGCACCAUGAUUAUCACGCCCUUGAUAGCUGCGAACCACAACUCGUCGAUGUGGAGCGAAGAUCCAAAAGUGUUCAAUCCUGAAAGAUGGAUGGGUCCUGGCAGAGCGAACACUGGAGGAGCUGAAAGCAAUUACUCGAACAUGUCCUUCUCUCACGGACCAAGAGGAUGCAUUGGAGCCAAUUUCGCCAAAGCAGAGUUUGCUUCCUUGCUCGCCGCUUGGGUCCUAGGUUUCGAAACCACACUGGUCGACCCAGACAUGAAAGAGCCAGAUGUGACCGGCGGAAUUAUCAGAAGAAUCAAAGGAGGUCUUCGUGUCAAGGUUACUCGAACAAAGUCAUGA